AUGGCGGCAACCGAGCAUGCGAUCACAGUCGUCGAUGAAGUGAUGGAGCGACCAUCUCUCCCACCCAACCAGGGACUACAAGCUAUGAAGGAUAUCUUGUUUGGAUCGGUUGCAGGAAUGGCCGGAAAACUUAUCGAGUACCCAUUUGACACCGUCAAGGUUCGCCUCCAAUCUCAAUCCGAACAUCUUCCUCUCAGGUAUUCUGGCCCCCUAGACUGCUUCCGCCAAUCAUUUCAGGUCGAUGGUGUGAAGGGGUUAUACCGGGGCAUCAGUGCCCCCAUGGUUGGAGCAGCGGUGGAAACCAGCUGUCUGUUCUUCAGCUACCGCAUUUUUCAAGGCCUGAUACGGACUACUGUCUACCCUGAUUUAGAGCAGCUGCCCUUUACCGCUCUAGUAAUGGCGGGUGCAGCUUCCGGCUCGGUGACGUCGCUAGCACUCACUCCAAUCGAGCUUGUCAAAUGCAAAAUACAAGUCCCUAGUCAGUCAGCCGGAUACAAGGCUCCCGGCCCACUUGCUGUCAUUUCGACCGUGUUCCGCCAAGGGGGAUUUUUUGCAUUUUGGCAUGGACAGAUGGGAACGUUAAUCCGAGAGACUGGAGGCAGUGCAGCUUGGUUUGGUGGCUACGAAGGGAUCUCCUCGCUGUUCCGCAAAUAUAACACAUCUCAAUCUCAGACUGAUAGCCUUCCCGUGCACCAGCAAAUGAUCGCAGGUGCUACGGCUGGUAUCAGCUAUAACUGCCUGUUCUUCCCGGCCGAUACCAUCAAAUCCCGCAUGCAGACAGAGGAUAUCUCGCGUCUGCCAGUCAACAGUCAACGCCAGACGUUUUGGAACGUUGGCCGAGCCUUGUGGCAGCAGCAUGGUCUCAAGGGCAUGUACCGUGGGUGUGGAAUCACCUGUGUUCGCUCAGCACCCAGCUCCGCCUUCAUUUUCACGGUAUACGAAGGCCUAAAACAACAUUUUGGAUGA
Molecule: messenger RNA, 966 nt
Organism: Penicillium taxi
Lineage: Eukaryota; Fungi; Ascomycota; Eurotiomycetes; Eurotiales; Aspergillaceae
Gene: amcA
Product: putative mitochondrial ornithine carrier protein AmcA/Ort1
Exons: 2
Coding region: 1-966 (321 amino acids)
Biological process (GO): mitochondrial L-ornithine transmembrane transport
Molecular function (GO): L-ornithine transmembrane transporter activity
Source: RefSeq, a predicted model, not a curated record